Messenger RNA from Thyridium curvatum, 918 nucleotides. RefSeq lists its product as uncharacterized. Gene Ontology annotation, cellular component: HAUS complex; cytosol. The transcript has a single exon. Bases 1 to 918 code for a protein of 305 amino acids. The record is from RefSeq and is a predicted model, not a curated record. Lineage: Eukaryota; Fungi; Ascomycota; Sordariomycetes; Thyridiales; Thyridiaceae. Gene Ontology annotation, biological process: spindle assembly.
AUGGCGCAUAUUCCCCCUUCCUCCGCCAUCUUCUCGCCCUCCGUCGCCCGGGCCGCCGCCUCGACCGCCAAGGACUGGAACUACGUCGACUCGUGGCUGCAGUCGCGCCUCUCGGCCCACGGGCGCUCCCACGUCCCCAGCUUCGAGCGCAACCCCGACACCCUCCGCGCCCUGCUCGCCCUCGCCUCCCUCAACGAGUCCGCCGACGAGCAGCGCGACCUCGUGGCCCGCGCCGACGCCCUCGCCCUCCAGGAGCUGCGGGACCACCGCGACGGACGACAGGAGCAGCAAGGCACCCUGCAGGACGAGGUCCUGGCCGCUCUCGAAGCGCACCUCCCCCGCGAAGGCGCGGCCGCCCUCGACGCCCUCGCCGCCACGGCCGUCCAGCUCGGCGCCGCCUACCCUGACCCCGCGGCCCUCGGGGCCGAAUUGGUCGACCUCCAGGCACAAAUCUACGGGCUGGAGCAGAUGAGCGCGCGCGUGGGCUUGCUCCAGCGCCACGUCGAAGCCGAGCUGGCCCAGGCAGAGGUGCUCCUGCGCGAGGUGCAGACGGAGGCAUACCGGCCCCCGGCCCACAUGGCCAAACAGAACCUCGAGCUGCAGCGCCAAAUCAAGGCCGCAGUGUCCAAGCUGCCCGACCUGCGAGACCGUGCUCUGGCACUGGCCCACUCCGUGGGCAUGCCCAGCCCGACCAUCCAGCAGGUCCGCCUCGAGGAGGAGGCGUACCUGGACCUGCUGGCGCAGAAGAAGGACUUGGUCGCCCAGAUCAGGUCCUUCCAAGGCCUGCCUCCCGACCCGGACCAGGCGCGGCGCGAGCUCGAGGCGCUGCGUGCCGAACUCCGGAGCAUCACCGAGCGUCGCGAUGCUGUCUUCGAGGGCCUGGUUGAACGGGAGACGCCGCGGAAACCAAGACGGUGA